CUUGUCCAAUCUUUGGGAAAUUACUGACCCUUCUAGGUUUCUCAACCAAAUUAGCGUUUUUUGCAUGAUGAAUCCUCUCAGCUGAAUGCAAUCUAAGUUGGGUUCGAUGCACUAAGCGAUUUCUGGUAAAGUAGGGUUUUUGCAAAUCUAGGUUCAGUGAAUGGACCGGCUGUCAUCUGCAGCAGAAUUUCAAGCCAAGGAGGAUGCUUUUGAGAAGCAAUCUACUAAAAGGGAGAGUAGCCUUGAACCUGCCGGUAGUCCUCCCAGUCUGAAAAUAUCUGCUAGGUGGAACCCAGCAGAAGCUUGCAGGCCUUUAAUCGAUGAAGCACCUGUAUUUUAUCCCUCUCCUGAGGAGUUUGAGGAUACACUUGCUUACAUAGAGAAGUUACGUCCAAAAGCAGAAUCAUAUGGCAUCUGUCGAAUUGUGCCUCCUGCUUCAUGGAGGCCUCCCUGCCCUCUCAAGGAGAAAAAUAUAUGGGAGAGCUCGAAGUUUUCCACCCGGAUUCAGCAGAUUGACUUGCUUCAAAAUAGAGAACCAUUUAAAAAGGCAGCCAAAAGCAGGAAAAGGAAACGGAGAAGACAUUCAAGAAUGGGAAUCUCGAAAAGAAGAAAGGUUUCUGGUUGUGAAGCUGCUUCCUCCUCUGAGGUGGAUGAAAAAUUCGGUUUCCAGACUGGGCCAGAUUUUACACUCGACGAGUUUCAGAAGUAUGAUGAUUAUUUCAAGGAAUGUUACUUUCAGAUAGGUGAUCAUCCUUGUGAUUCCAGCUCUUCUGAAAACAAGAAAUGGAGGCCAUCAGUUGAGGAUAUUGAAGGUGAAUAUUGGCGGAUAGUGGAACAAGCCACUGAUGAAGUGGAGGUAUACUAUGGAGCUGACUUGGAAACACUCAACUUUGGAAGUGGGUUUCCGAAGCGAUCAUCAGGAUCCACUGAAAGUGAUUCGGAUCAGUACACUAGAUCUGGCUGGAAUCUAAAUAAUUUAUCCCGUUUACCUGGAUCUGUACUCUGUUUUGAGAACUGUGAUAUCUCUGGAGUUGUCAUCCCAUGGCUUUAUGUCGGGAUGUGCUUUUCAACGUUCUGUUGGCAUGUUGAAGAUCAUCAUCUGUAUUCCUUGAACUACUUGCACAGUGGUGACCCAAAAGUGUGGUAUGGGAUCCCUGGAGACCAUGCUUCAUCCCUUGAGAAUGCAAUGAAGAAGCAUCUUCCAGAUUUGUUUGAUGAACAGCCCGACUUGCUGCAUGAACUUGUCACUCAGUUGUCUCCUUCGAUCUUGAAGGAAGAGGGAGUACCUGUCUAUCGGGCUGUCCAGCACAGUGGAGAGUUCAUUCUUACCUUUCCAAGGGCAUACCACUCAGGAUUUAAUUGUGGUUUCAACUUUGCAGAAGCAGUAAAUGUUGCUCCAGUUGAUUGGCUGGUGCAUGGUCAGAAUGCAGUUGAGCUCUAUAGCAAGCAGCGGCGCAAGAGUUCACUGUCACAUGACAAACUGCUUCUUGGAGCAGCUCAGGAAGCUGUUCAAUCCUUGCGGGAGCUGUCGGUUUCGAGGAAGAAAGAUCCUAAGAUUCUAAGGUGGAAGAGGGUUUGUGGUGAGGAUGGAUUGCUGACCAAGGCAGUCAAGAAGCGGGUGCUGAUGGAGGAAGAAAGGCUUAACCGUCUAGAGAAUAGCUUUAGGUUGCUAAAGAUGGAGGGUGAUUUUGACUCGAAGGGAGAAAGGGAGUGCUUCUUGUGCUUCUAUGACUUGCAUUUGGCUGCUUCAAGCUGCAACUGUUGCCCUGACCGAUAUGCAUGUCUCGCUCAUGCAAAAGACUUGUGUUCAUGUGAAAGCAGCGAGAGAUUUGUUCUUCUCCGUCACACCAUGGAUGAGUUACAUUCACUGAUUAAAGCAUUGGAAGGGGAUCUUGAUGCUGCGAAAGCGUUGGUUGAUAAUGCUACCUCAUGUCCAAAGGAUUCAUCAAAAGCACCAGAGCCUGAACAUAGCAAUCCCCAUUUAGGUGCUGAAGGCUUACAAACCGAUAUUGGCACAAACAAGCCAGUAGGUCACGAAGACAAUAACAAGAAAGCGGUUGUAGAUGUAAAUCUUGGCAGAAACAGUAAGUUGGAAGAGAAGAAGAUUAUGGUUGAAUCUCAAAAAGAAGAUACGCAUCCCAAUGCAGAACGCAGUGGCUUGCCCAAGAUAGAUGGAAGUGGUUCACUGGCAAAUGGUUCUAAAAAGGACCAGAACACGACAUCUGAAAGUUUAUGUCGUUCUGUCGAACUUGUGAAAGCCGGAUCCCUUGUUGUUAAAAAGCUCUGGUGCACUAAGCAAGCAAUAUACCCUAGAGGAUUCAAAAGCCGUGUUAAGUUCUUGAGUGUGCUUGAUCCAACGAAAGUAACAUACUACAUCUCAGAGAUUCUUGAUGCAGGGCUUCUUGGUCCACUAUUUAGGGUUUCGGUAGAAGAAUUUCCAAGCGAGAACUUCUCAAACAUAUCAGCUGAGAAGUGCUGGGCAAUGGUGAUACAGAGGCUCAGGCUCGAAAUCCUCAAGAGAUGCAAUCAACCACCUGGCUCAUUGACGCCAUUGCAGGCUGUCAAUGGGCUUGAAAUGUUUGGAUUGCUCUCCCCACACAUAAUCCAGGCGGUGGAGGCUCUCGAUCCAAAUCAUCAACUCGAGGAGUACUGGAACCACAAGUCGGCAAAGCUAUUCGGAGUCGAUUUGGCUAAGGAAGGAGAGAAGAACACAGAAGGAGGAACAGCAAUGGGGGCGGCGCCUGAUCCAUCGUUGGACAGAGACACGAGGCUUCUGAGAGGGCUGCUGAAAAAGGCGACGCCCGAGGAGUUGAUACUGAUGCAUGGACUUCUUUGUGGCGAGACGAGAAGCACCGAGCUGAGGGAGGAGCUUUCUUCACUGGUGGAUCAGAUGGAAAAGGGUCCUUGAUGAAUCCCCAACAAAAAUAAAAACAGUCGCAGGAGAAAAUGAAUCACCAGGUUCAGGCAUGCAUGACAGAAGGCUAUGGCUAUGGAUGACGCAUGCGGGGGCAAAAGAUUAUCUGAUUCCAGGCUUGGGUUUUGAUGGAUGGCAAGCAAGCUAUCCAUGUCUACUGAAACUAAUUUGAAGACCACUAUGUUGGCUUCUCUCUGAAUGGAUCUGGGAAAACUAACCAAAACAUUCCAACAACUAGCAACCAAGAUAAUCAUGAGUCCAUGAUUCUAAGUCUAAAUGGGCAAAUCACACAGAUCAGUGA
Molecule: messenger RNA, 3215 nt
Organism: Tarenaya hassleriana
Lineage: Eukaryota; Viridiplantae; Streptophyta; Magnoliopsida; Brassicales; Cleomaceae
Product: probable lysine-specific demethylase JMJ14
Exons: 13
Coding region: 161-2908 (915 amino acids)
Biological process (GO): chromatin remodeling
Cellular component (GO): nucleus
Molecular function (GO): histone H3K4me/H3K4me2/H3K4me3 demethylase activity
Source: RefSeq, a predicted model, not a curated record